AUGGCAGAAAACGAAGGAAACGGCGAAGGGGGCGUCGCUAGCCCGGCUGAUGAAAACAAGAGUACCGACGAUAGUGACAACCCACAUCAGGAUGCAUGUACAACUCCGAGAACAAGCCGUCCUUCUGAAGAAGAACCAAACGGCAAGACCGACAAAAACCGCGACGACGGUAACGACGAGGGCAAGAACGAAGAGUACGAAGAAUACGAAGAGGACGAGGUUGAAGAUGACGAUAAUGGCGACGAGACGCUGAGAAGCGGAGGGGGUUCUCUCUGGUUCAAAGCGGAACGCAUUGUCAUAACCCUGCAAUUCCUGGCGCUGGCCCUCGACGUUUACGGAGCACCCUGGCCGCCCCUCUUCGUGCGGAUGUGGAGUUGGGUCUGGCUCACGAAUCAGUACCUCCGGUGGCCUGCGCUCGUCCUCCUUCGACGUGUUGGGCGCGAAUUUUCUCUGACAUUCGGGGAUGCGCAGCUGGACCUGUGGUUCUUCCGUGAUGUCAUCGGAUAUGGCGUCGAAGUCUGCGCCGCGUCGGUGGCCGUGUUCGUGCUCUUCUUCGUGCUGCAGAUGCCGGACUAUACGAGCUCCAAGCCGAAGGCCGCUUGGAGGCGUAGCUUCUUGACGCACUGGUUCAGGCGAACACUGCCGAGAUACGUUCUCAAUCUGGGUCUCUGUUACGUGGCGUUCGCGGGCGUGACGUACUUUGGGGAAGUGUUUUUCCCGCCGGACGUGGUGAAGGCUGUGAUCGUAGUCGGGGGUACGCUCCUAACGGUCUCCUGGAUACUCGUAGUUCUGCUGUCGCUCUUGGUCCAUGUCAACGUCAGAAUGGCCACGAAACACGAUGCGGAGUACUCCUUCAUGAUUGCAAUGAAACAUGUGGUGAAGACCAAGGGUCGCACUUGCCUGUUCUUCCUCCAUCUAGCGUACGUGCCUGUCACCGCCAGCAUCGUGCGAGCACUCGUGCCGGAGUUCGAUUGGAACGACAAGUGGGCGCAUGAAUCGCGAAGGGAGUACAACCAUCACGUCUGGUGCAACUUCAUGGGAUUCCCGCCUCAGCUCGAGGGGACGGCCGAGAUGAUUGUCUUGGAGUGCACCAGCACGAGCGGGGUGGCGGUGCACACGCUCUCGGCCUGCCUCGUCCUUUUCUUCGCGUGCGGCCUACCCACCAUGGUCAGAUACCUGGUACGGUUUCUGUUUGAAGGGUUUAAUGCCAACGUUGACGUCAUCAGGAGCUUCUUGCAGGCGCGGGAAGUUCACCAGAGCACUCUCGAAGCCCUGACGCCGUUCCCCAAGGAUAUCGUGUGGCUGGCCAGGCGAAGGAGAGAGAUUGCGUUCGCCCGGAAUGCGGCGAAUCGGGUCCGCCGGCGCGCGUUACGUGUGGUGGUGGUUUCCUUGCGCCGGGUCCCUCUCGUCCGCCGGCUGCCGGGCAUUCGGCGUCGGCGACGAAAAAAGGAAAUGUAUUCUCUGGCAGGUGCUGGUCGAAAAAUACUCUCUUCUUCCGACGAAGAGCUUGGUGCUACCACCGCUACAGUUCAAACAGGGUUGGGAAAAAAUGCUCGCAUUGAGGAAGACAACAAGGACCCACCAGCACCCAUUCGGACACCUGGCACGAUUCUCGGGGACGUGGAUCUGUACAGUCCUGCUGACAAGCACAGCACCCAGAAGACAUUGGUGCUCUCAGAAAGUGCGACGGGGGCCACUGCCGUGUUGGAAGGGGUGGCACGGGUCGCAGAGACUACAACCGUUGGAAGUGGGCCAGAGGAAACGAAACGGCGAUACAAGGCCGGUGAUCGGGGGGCUACAAAGAACAACGAGCUGCAGCGGCGGCAGCAGCAGCAGGCGUUGACGGAGAAAUCGGAAAAGAACCACAGCCGUCUUGCAGAGUUUUGGCGCGGUCGAAGGAAGGCCACGGUGGGGAUGAGGCAGGCGCUUCAGGCGGAGCGAGAGGCUUUCGCCAACGCCUCCCAGGAGUUCAUCCUCGCCCUGUCGGACUUCGAGUCGGACCAUAGCCUGGAGAUCACCUGCUGGGAGUCGGUAGUGGACACCUCGGGUUUGCUCUACCUCUCCGAGAGUUACACGUGGCAAAGGUCCGAGUGGAAGGUCGUCGACGGCCUGGAACGGGGCGUCUUCGUGACAGCUGUCGUGGUGUCCCAGCACCUGGGCCCGGCCUCCACGCAGCUGCUCGUCGGAGCUCUUGUCUUGGCCGUAUUCCAGACAUGGGCCCUACGAGCCGAGCCGUUCCUGUACUACCGUGAGGCCCUGCUGGACACUGGUCUGAGGGUGGCCUUGAUUCUCGUGCUGUGUAUCGGGGCCGCGGGCGCUGGAGGGGCCGUCCCACAGUACGUCGUGGACGUUUUCUUGCUGGCGGUGGGGCUGGCCGGAAUAGCUGCCGCGUUAGUCUUGGGGGAAGUCGUGCGGGGGGCUAUGGUGUUCGUAGGGAAGACGCUGGCAGCGGCGGACGAGAGGGUCAACGACCUCCUUUUCCGUCAGGUGAGGCAGCAGUCCCUGGGGCUGGAGUGCUCCCACACGGGCGUGCGGCUACUGAUGCAGUGGGAUGAUCUGUUGGAACAACAGCGUUGGUCCGCGUUCCUCGCCUGGCCAACUCCAACCCCGCCGAACGUGCUGUCCCGACGCGACAAGAUCUUCGUGGUGAGGUGGGCCUCGCUGCGCGGCCUGGACAUCAGCAGGGCACGGACGUCGACUGGUCUGAGUCUCCUGCACGAGUCGGUCAUCAACGCUGAGGUGGAGCCCACCAGGUGGCUCGUGCACCUAUACCCCGUUCUGCUCCAUGCCGAGACACUUCACAAGGAGAGCCCGCUCUUGCUGGGGAUUUUGGAGACGGCGCGGGUUCUCCUGAGAAUGGAAGCGCUGACCGCGCGUCUCAACGACUGUGGCCUGGACCUUCCCGACAGCGCCAGCCAGGCGGGUCAAAGCCCCUUGCUAGGAGGGUUGGGACUACUCGGGGGUAACGUCGGCGGGGGGCUCGGUAGUGCGUUAGGGGAUAUGGGGGGCAUAUUGGGAGCAGGGGUGGUAACGGAGGAGAGACAGAAGGAAGCAGACGAGGAGGAGGUGGCAGCACUGGCCUGGAAGGUGGGACGGCUGGCGGAAAUGUUCCUCUCGAACGAGCUACAGAACGCCGAGCUGCGGUGGAACGCCCACCAGUACGACCUGCUGACGGAGCACGGGGAGCCCGACCUGUCGGAGCUAGCGCAGAACCUUGCGGAGGCCUUCAACAUAAAGCCGCCCAAGGGGUAUGCUCACGUGCACCGCUGGAGAAAACGGGCGCGGUUCACGAGGGACUGCUUGGGAGAAGCAACGUGCGCGAGCAGGAGAGAGGUCGACCUGGCGGGGUGUGGCCUGGGCGACAGAGGGUACAAGAGCCUGCUUUCCAUUUGCAGAGCUCUGUCGGUUCAGGCUACAACUUUUUCCUGGCCGAGCCCGUACACGACACAGGUGCGGAUCAACGUGGUGAGGGUGGACCUCAGCGGGAACCGGAUGCGACGCAAGUCGGGCUACAGGAUAGCGGAUAUGCUGUUGCUCAACAAGACGAUCACGGACCUGAAUCUCAGCGCAAACGCCCUCGACUCCGGGGCCGGCAAGGAGAUCUUCUUCGCCGCCCGAAAGAACCAGGUCCUGAAGCGCCUGGACAUUUCGGGCAACAAGAUCGGGCCGGAGGCCGCAAGCGGACUCGCGGAUAUGGUGACGAAGAACCGCUCCUUGACCUACCUGGACCUCUCCGACAACCAGAUGGGGGAGAGAAAGUUCUGGUUACCCACGGGGGAGAUUAUGCACGUUCCGAGCGCCGGCCCCUCUCUUGGCGACGCGCUCCGCUACAACCGGACGCUCAUCGUUUUGAAGGUAAAGGGAAACUUGUUCGGGGGCGACACCGGCCAUGCCUUCGCGAGCGGCGUGGCACGGCACCGAUCCCUGACGUGGCUUGUCCUGUCCGGCAACCUCCUCCUGCCCGGAGGGGGCAAGGCGCUGGCGCUCCGUCUCAACGCCGCCAAACGCAGCACUCUCACCAGGCUCGAUGUUUCCGACAACCAUCUCGGCAACAAGGCCGCCAAGCUGUUCUCCGCAACCCUGAAGCGGAACAGGACCCUCCGCCAUCUCGAUCUCUCGCGCAACGAGCUCGGCACCCACGCGGGCAUUGCAUUCGCGACGUCGCUCCUCGUAAACCGGACCCUGGAGACCCUGGCGAUAGCCGGUAACGGGAUGGGCCCCAACGUCGCCAAGAACCUGGGACAAUCCCUCGCGAAAAAUUCCUCCCUCAAGGACCUGGACCUCUCCGACAACUUCUUGGGAAUAGCUACGGCAGAGGGCGGGGAUCCGAGCGACCUGGGUCUUGCGCUGGGACACGGGCUUCGCAUCAACAAGACGCUGACAUCGCUAAACUUAUCUGGCAACCGUCUCCCAACCAUAGAGAUGCAGCGAAUUGCCGAGGGUCUCGCAGAUCACCAGUCCCUCUCCCACUUGACGCUCACGGGGGAAGCCGUCAAUGACUCCGCGGCGCUCGACCUCGGUCGCUUCAUUGCCCAAGCCUCGGGCGCCGGCCUCGUCUCUCUCGACCUCAGCCGUUCCGCGCUCGCGGGCGUGGGGGCGGUAGCCGUAACUCACGCCCUCGCCACUGGCGCCCAUGGGCUGGAGCGGCUCAACCUCUCGGACAACUUCCUGAGCAAGAACGCCGCGGGGGAGCUGGCGAGCGCCCUGCAGAAUGACGAGCAGGGGGGGAGGGAUGGGUGUGGGGUGCGUUUCUUAGGUCUGGCGCGGUGCGGGCUGGGGCCGGUCGGCGGGGCGCUCGUAUGCAGGGCACUGGGCGGCAACAGGACCGUGGAGGAGUUGGACAUGUCAGACAACGGCCUAGGGCCGGUCGCCGGGAUGGCGUUGGCGAGGUCGCUCCGGGUGCUCUAUCGCAACGGGAAAUCAGUGCGCCCUUGUCGCAUGCGCUGGCUGGACAUAUCCCGCAAUCCUUUGAGAAACGAAGCUGGGGUGGCCAUUCUCGGUGCCCUCGUGAACGAGUGCACGCAACACCUCGACCUGUCGUAUACUGAGUUGCGGGGCAAGGCCGCCGGGCUGGCCAUCGGUCGGAUGCUCCGCUGUCACACCAUCGUCCUGCAACACCUCAACGUCGAGCACAACAACCUUGGCCGCCACGGGAUCAACGAGGUGUUCUGGGCGUUGCGGCGGAACGCGUCGCUGCUGAACCUGGACAUCAGCGACAACGGUGCGGGGGACCUCUUUGGCACCGAGGCUGACAAGCUGGAAGAGUAUGGUACGACGUCCAUAAACUCCGCGCUGUCCCUCAAUCAGACCCUGCGCUUCCUGGACCUGGGCACGAACGGCCUCAGUGCGGAGUGUGGGUCGACACUCACGGCGUCCAUCCGCAGGAAUCGGUGCCUGGCCAACGUCAGCCUUGAGAACAACCUUCUAGACGACCAGGCGGCCUCCACCUUUGGGCGCAAGCUCCGGCGGGACCGCCAGAUGGACCACCUCAACCUCAACAACAACCGCGUGGGGUGGCGAGGUGGCCUGGACCUCGCCGCGGGGUUGGCGCUUAAUUCGCACCUCACAUGGCUGGAUGUGGGGAAUAACAUGCUUGGCGAGGCCGGCAUGUUAGCGGACGUGGGCGGCAAGUUUGCGGCCGCCCUCGUGAAGAACAAGACUCUGACGAGGCUGAACAUGGAAGGGAACACACUGGGACCAUCGGGAGGUGUGGCGAUAGCCGAGGCGUUGCAACGGAAUAACAGCUUGGUGGAAAUCAACCUCGAGAACAACAGGCUUGACCAGGACGUGGGCUUCGCACUGGAAGACCUGCUCAAAGUCAACUUUACCCUCCACAGCGUCGGUGCUUCCGUGGGAGAGGUCGGGAUCGACAGUCGGGAGACCAUCGACAACAUGCUCGCAGCGAGGGAAAAGAUGCUCGAGACGACCACGACUCACGACCCUUCCCAGCAGACUCGAUAUCGGGAGUCCUCGCGGAACAGCGGCGGCGGCAGUGUCGGGGGGGGCAGCAGCAAUGGUAGCGUUGGUAGUCUUGGGGGUGACUCUGCUUCGGAGGGUUUUGCUGCGACCGGCACGAGAAGGCCUCGGAGCGCUCGCGCUCUGCGUGCUCAACAAGCCAAGACCGCUCGGAAAAACUCGACGAUCCGACGAAAAAGAAGUAGAUAA
Messenger RNA from Ectocarpus sp. CCAP 1310/34, 6165 nucleotides. Lineage: Eukaryota; Phaeophyceae; Ectocarpales; Ectocarpaceae. The record is from the annotation of a GenBank genome assembly.